AUUCCAGUCAAAUGCAGCUCCAACCCAACCACACAGAAAGAAACUUUUGUAUUGGCAACGGCUACUCAACCAAACCGAGGAUUACUUAACACACGAAAGGAAACUUCAACUUCAGCUGCAAUCAACCAGUCUAAAUCAAAGUUAAUCACAAUCUCGAAGAGAAAUUUAACAGAUAAAAGGAGAAGACAACAUAUAUUUUUCAAGAAGGAUCACCAGGAUAGCGAAUGUUACAUUUACCCCAUCCUCAAACAACGAGUUGAUCGUUUAAAGAAAAUCCAUGCUUGA
Loa loa (African eye worm) is the source of this 285-nucleotide messenger RNA. RefSeq lists its product as hypothetical. The record is from RefSeq and is a predicted model, not a curated record. The transcript has a single exon. The annotation marks the transcript as partial. Lineage: Eukaryota; Metazoa; Nematoda; Chromadorea; Rhabditida; Onchocercidae.